This is a messenger RNA of Neodiprion virginianus, 2934 nucleotides long. RefSeq lists its product as uncharacterized. The record is from RefSeq and is a predicted model, not a curated record. Gene Ontology annotation, cellular component: plasma membrane. Bases 1791 to 2519 code for a protein of 242 amino acids. Lineage: Eukaryota; Metazoa; Arthropoda; Insecta; Hymenoptera; Diprionidae. The transcript has 7 exons.
CGACAAGUAGUUAGUGUGCGUUUAGAGUCAGACCGGUCCGCCUGCACGGUCGAAAGCUCCGCCGACGCCGACGCCGAGGUAGAUCUGGCGCUGUUAACCCUCCUCCUUCUCCGGAGUUCAUCACUCAACGAGCUGUUUGUCAAACGGAGUUAUCAAACAAGGUUGCUGCGAAUGCAUAAGCUGCAAUCCUCGGGGAAAAGCAUCUGGACAGGAAGCAGAAGUGGCCGAUUCGAGGUACGUCGGUCGAAGAUCAUCGAAACGCCCUCCAGAGGAAAGGUGAAAGGACACUUGACCCGGACUCUAAGUGAUUGAAAGCCAAAAAUUUUGGCAGACAGUGCCAUAAUACAGGAACCAAAAAUGUAAUCUUUCGCCGAGCAGAAAAGUUACCGCGGCUCUCGUUAGUCACGUACAACCUCGAGGAUAAAAGGAAGUCUGACGAUUCGAAAAAACCGCUCCGUCCAUUUCAGCGGUUACUAAAAAGACAAACGUCGUGCUCUUUGCUGCACGUGGUCACCACAGGAUCUCCGUAAAAUCUUCCAAGUGUACCUCGAGAGUUUGUCACAAGGGAUAAAAUCGGGGUCAACUUUGAUGCGAAUGCUGCUUUGCCAUCGGAAAGGGGAAAUUUCAUAGGUUGCAGGUGUUUUUGUUUACGAGAAGAGCGUUGCGGCCUACGAGAAGCGGGAAAAUAAUAAUAAAAAAUAGAAAGAAGGUACCGUCGAGCAUUCGGUAUCGGAAGGCUACGAAGACGAAGAUCAGUUGGAUAUAUUGUGUGCACGGGAGGGAACACCGAGUUCUAAAUUUGAAUUCCACAAGCCACGAGUGGCGCGGCUCUCACAGUGUCUUUCAAAGCUGAGAAACGAAACUGAUAUUGAAAUCCGGCUGAACUUGUUCCAUCGGAGAUCAAAAGAAACGGCGUGGAAAAGAAGAGGAGAGAAUAGAGCGGAGGAGAUACGAAUAAAAAAUAAAAUAAAUAAAAGGAGAAGGAAAAGAAGAAAAAAAAAGAAAAGGAAAGAAAGAAAACGUAUUGCACAUACGUUUACGUUUCUUGAGCGCGGCGUCGCCGCAGUCGCGCCAAAGAGUAAGAGAAUCAACCGUAUGAGUUGAGGAAAUACGAUAAUAUCAACAAGAAAACAAUUUAAAAGAAAAUAUAUACAAACAAAGACAAGAAACAACACGAAGGAAAAAUAAACCAAUUAAAAAAAAAAGGUGUAUGGAGAAAACAAAAAGCUAUAUCAUCCCAGAUGUGCCAGCGGCGUCGGCCUACGUGACAUUUAUCAAUUCUUGGUCAGCCCGCGUCGAUAUAAAUUUCGCUCUCGUGGAUUCGGUCUGACUGUGUCUUCUAUUUCGGAUUUGCGAACUAGAGGAGAAGACGGGCGUGAAAACAUAUCCGAUACAAUUUACUGUACAUAAAUACACGUGCAUAACGCACACGCAGAAGCACGAGUAGGCGUACAAUCACAUAAUCAUCAAAGACGUCAACGCCUUUGUUGAAAUCAUUGUAACAUAUCAGAAGUAUAGCUACGCUAAGAACUUGGCAUUUCAAUGUGUAACAGUAGUUCGAACGAUCAUUAACAGUGUCUUGAUGAUAGUUUAUCAAAGAUAAUAUUUAGCACAGAGACUCGCGCUCUGAUUAAUCCGAUAUUCCGAGUUUCUGAAGUAGAAAAAAAAAAACAAAUAAAUAAACAAACAAGUAACAAAGAAUAAUACGAUUAAAUCAGAUAUAUUUACAUAAAUGUAAUCACGCGUGUAAACACCCUAGAAGUGACACGAGAUCUCAAACCGCGGACACCAUGGCGAGUAGGAUGAAGUCUCUUUACAAUCAGGUAAUUUUCGAACGAAGAGUACUUCUGGGCUGCACGUGUCUCGUUGGUCUUUCGGUCUGCAUUUGGGCGAUCGCGAUCGGCACUGAUCACUGGUUCCUGGUCUCGGCGCCGGACCAAACUGAGGGACUUCCCCUCAACCCGGACGACAAGAAAGGCAGGGUCCUCCUCUACAGGUACCAAGGUCUCUGGGGUGCGUGCACCUACGGGCGGGAGAACAAGACUGUCUUCGAGGAUUGCAAACGUCAGACAUUGUUUCCCAAGAAUCCUGACGCUGGAUGGAAUUCCGAAUCUAAGAAGAAGAUGCUGGUCUACAUCAAAACCCAGGUUUCGUUUGCUGUGAUCAGUAUAUUCCUGAUGUUCAUGGGAUUCGGAUUUUCCAUAUACACUUUCCGCAAUCCCAGAUACAUGUUCAAGAGGCUCGCCGGCGGAAUCCACUUCAUCACAGCCGCCUGCGUGAUGGUCGUCAUCCAAGUCGUCCAGUCCGCCAUCGAGUACGAGAAACACCACGUGUUCGACACCUAUCCGGAAGGGGCUUUGAAAAAGUACGACUACUCGAUGGUGCUCGCUUGGCUCGUGUUCCUCGCAAACUUGAUCGCCGGUUGUGCUUUCAUGCUAUUCUCGAGGAAACGGAAACGCGACAAAGCUCCGACGGAGGAAAUUGCCAUGGCCGACGAGCCGACGAUUAUCGGUCGUUAACUUCCUUCGAUUAACUGUCAAAUAUUUUGCACAUUUAUAAUUUUGUUCCGAUGUAACGUGUAAGAGGGAACAUACAUAUUUCAUUAUCUACUGCAAUUUUUUUCGAAAGAGACGUCGAAGAUAAAUUUGAAGAGCCCUGCAGCAGGCUGACGAGUAGAGGCGGAAGAGAAAGUUUUAACUGAUAGCUUCGAAUCUGCGGAUAUUGUCUCGUCGGCGAAACAGAGACCUGACGCAAGCUCGCGGAGCUUUGUUUCGGAGCUUAUUUAUUGUCGGUAAUGCAGGAGGCGCUGCAAGUCGAUUUCUCCGUCGGUUUCGGAAAUUUCGUAUCGCCAACGGGUGUAGCUAAUAAAACUUCAAACUGAGCUGGUAAAAACUUCUUUUGACACGGAAAGUUGUAAAAAGAAAAAAAAAAAGA